UCUGUCUGUCUGUCUGUGGCUUGCUCUGCGCAUGCGCGGGUCAUCCGGCUGUGGAGUGCGGUGGAAGCGCUCGUGCAACAGUUUGAAUGGCAUCCGUGAUCCGCGCACCAGAGUCAGUGAUGGGAGACUGGAGCAGCGCUCAGAACCGCACAGGUCAGUGCGCCCCGCCGCUGUCUCCGGUCAUCGGGACUCUGAAGCUGGUGUCCGGCGACGGCACGAGCGUGGGCAGCGUGAUGAGCCUGCAGUGCCCGAGCAGACACCGCGCGGUCAGCGGCGCUCAGAUGGCCUGCGUGUGGAGCAGUAACGACACCCGCUGGAGCGGAGGAACACCCGAGUGCAGACCUUUGUCUCGGUUCGAGGACGAGGGCUUUCGUUUAGCUCUUCUCAUGUCCUUCAUCAGUGUUGCCAUCAUUCUCUUGAUGAGCAUCAUCUUCAUCACUUCCUGUCUGGUGAAACACGUGAAGCGAGAGGAGAGGAGAAAGAUGGAGAGGGCAAGAAAAAAUGGGGCAUCUGAGUUUUGGCAAGCAGCAGACGUUGACGUUGAGCGAGUGGAGCUGCAGAGAGAGGCGUUACACAACCACAAAACCACAAACAACAACAACAACAACAACUACACACAGCACACAGACACACACAGAACCACAGACAACCAGAUCUACACCGGCGGUGACCCGCGCACUCCCUGCAGGUGUCUUCAUCAAGGGAAGCCCUAUCCUCAGAUCAUCCAUCCGUCUCAGUUCUCUCUGAUCCUCAAUCCUCCCACUGACUGCCUGAUGAACACACACAUCGGCCCUGUAGAAGCACACUGCGACGGCGCUGCGGGGGACACACACUUCUGCAGGCCGCUUCUGCAAGAUCCGGUCUGGAGCAGACAGCACCUGUUUAACCCACCGGUCCACAUCAUAUGAGGACGUGCUCCACGUGCUGGAGAAUAUGGAGGACUAUGUGUACUAAUGAUGCAAACUGGGACUAAUCGUGAAAGAGACGAGUCCUCAACUGAGAAUCUGAACUUUUUCCCUGGUGGUGUAUGUUGUUGUUUUUUAAAAUAAUCAUGUUGUACACUGUAUUGAAUUGUUAUUGCACUUAACAUGCUAUUCCACUUGACUCUGGCCAUGUUUUAAUUAGAUGCAUACUAAAAUAUUAUAGCAUAACACCAUUACCUGCCAUAUUACUGGAUGUUUACUGUUUGUAAUAUGCCUCUUUCCCUUAAAGGGGCUAUAUGAAGAAUUCAGAAACCCUUGUUAUUAGCGACACUAGUGGCUGUUAAGUGAAUUGCAGCCAGCAACUUAAUGCUCGUGCUCGCACUCGUGCACAAGCGACUGAAUGUGAUUCAAGGCCCCCGGCGUUAAGAAAUCAUCUGAUCAUAAUGAUGUGGAUAUGUUUGCAGCAGCUCUGAGAUUCACCGGCAUCAUGUUGACAGAUGAUGACCCAGACACCAACAUAGUGUGGCCCAUGUGGAUUACACGCAGACCAGAUGUGGGCCGAACCUAUAUUGUUGUUAAGUGAGUUUUGAUAGUUUGGUUAUAAAGUAUAUUUGAGACUGUAGACUAUAUCUGACUAUGCAUGACAGAUUUACAUUACAGUACACAAUUGCUCUUUCGGCAUUAUCCUGAACAUUGUAUAAGCAUUCAUUCGUUAAUGUGUGAUUGAAUGGAAAAGAGUGUCUCAGGAGUGCGCGUAACCAUCACGUCCUUUUGAUUUUCACAGCAAAAACGUCCCGAGUCCUUCACAUAAAAACCAGUCUACAGGCUUUCAUAGACAACCUAAGAAGUCAGGGUCUUGUUUUUUUAAGUUUCAUUACAAGUGGUACACACAUUGGCAAAAAAAAAGUAAUUAAUACAUGUAAAUUCUUUCAUAGAGCCCCAUUAAAUUUAGAUAUUGUGGGGCUCAUAUGAGUUGAGAACAAUCCAAACAAAGACAGAUUGAUGUACGACAACACUGCUGUGAAGGGCAUUACUGUUUUAUUACCCUCCAUAAGUCAGACUUUUUAAAAGUUCUUUUUACAUGUGUUUUACUACUAAAAAUAUUCAGAAUAACCAACACGGAAUUCUCAGUUUACUCCGGAUAGCAAAAAAUCAAAUGGUCUUUCUGGAUGCACACUUGAAAUAAUAUAACCUAAUGGAGAAAAAAAGUCAAACAGCCUACAUUUUUAUAAACUUUAAGUGAACAAGUCUGUAAAAAAAAGUUCUGUUGUACUCAAAAACUAAAAACCAAAGCAAUAAGAUUGAAAAUGUGGAAAUUAUCCUAUGACUUUUUGAGCAAGUGUUUUGGCUGUACUCUACACUGUGUAAAUAUCCCUAUACAAAAGCAGCAUUUAAAACAAUUUUACAGUCCAAAACGCUCUUUUGGUACUUUUUGUUCUGUUGCUAGUGUUGGUGCCUCUGGAUAUAAUGAGCGAAUAAUAAACAUGAAUGUAAUGCUAA
Molecule: messenger RNA, 2423 nt
Organism: Megalobrama amblycephala (Wuchang bream)
Lineage: Eukaryota; Metazoa; Chordata; Actinopteri; Cypriniformes; Xenocyprididae
Gene: susd3
Product: sushi domain-containing protein 3
Exons: 5
Coding region: 87-908 (273 amino acids)
Cellular component (GO): plasma membrane
Source: RefSeq, a predicted model, not a curated record